UCAUAGCUCUGACUUCUACACUCUGCAGUUGUUUCUGGAAAGCUCAAAUCCUUGAUCAGGAAGAAAAUGUACAGCCAAGUUGAGCACCCAGCUGGUGGAUAUGAAAAGCUCUUUGAGACUGUGGAGGAAUUAUCUUCACCUGUCGCGUGUCAUGUCACAGGUAGGGUUCCCACCUGGCUCAAAGGAAGUCUACUGAGAUGUGGACCUGGUUUAUUUGAAGUUGGUUCGGAACCAUUUUAUCAUUUGUUUGAUGGCCAAGCACUUCUUCAUAAGUUUGACUUUACAGAGGGGGAUGUCACAUACUAUCGGAGGUUUGUUCGGAGCGAUUCUUAUGUAAGAGCAAUGACUGAGAAAAGAAUUGUGAUAACAGAGUUUGGCACCUGUGCUUACCCUGAUCCAUGCAAGAAUAUAUUUUCCAGGUUUUUUUCAUACUUUAGAGGUGUGGAGGUCACUGAUAAUGCUUUAGUUAACAUUUACCCUGUGGGAGAAGAUUACUAUGCCUGCACAGAAACCAACUUCAUAACCAAGAUUAACCCCAAGACUUUGGAGACCAUGAAGAAGGUGGAUCUCUGUAAAUAUGUUUCAAUCAAUGGAUUGACUGCUCAUCCCCAUAUUGAAAAGGAUGGCACAGUUUACAACAUUGGAAAUUGCUUUGGAAAAAAUUUUUCAAUUGCCUAUAAUAUUGUACGGAUGCCUCCACUGCAAGCAGAUAAGGAAGAUCCAAUUAAGAAGUCUGAGGUGGUUGUGCAGUUUCCUUGCAGCGACAGAUUUAAGCCCUCCUAUGUUCACAGCUUUGGAAUGACUGCAAAUUACAUAGUAUUUGUGGAAACACCAGUGAAAAUUAACCUGAUCAAGUUCCUCUCUUCCUGGAGCCUUUGGGGAGCCAACUACAUGGACUGCUUUGAGUCCAAUGAAACCAUGGGGGUCUGGAUUCAUGUAGCAGAUAAAAUUAAAGGAAAGUACCUCAAUAUCAGAUACAGGACCUCAGCCUUUAACCUCUUUCAUCACAUUAACACAUAUGAGGACAAUGGAUUUCUUGUUGUGGAUCUCUGCACCUGGAAGGGGUUUGAGUUUGUUUACAAUUAUCUGUAUUUAGCCAAUUUACGUGGGAACUGGGAAGAAGUGAAGAAAAAGGCUGAAAAAGCUCCUCAGCCUGAAGCUCGAAGAUAUGUCCUUCCUCUAAGCUUUGACAAGGUUGACACCGGUAAGAAUUUAGUCACCUUGCCCUACACGACGGCCACAGCAACUCUGCACAGUGAUGAAACCAUCUGGUUGGAACCAGAAAUUCUUUUCGCAGGGCCUCGCCAAGCCUUCGAGUUUCCACAAAUCAAUUACCAGAAAUAUAGUGGGAAACCCUAUACAUAUGCAUAUGGCCUUGGACUGAACCACUUUGUUCCAGACAGGCUUUGUAAGCUGAAUAUUAAAACCAGAGAAACAUGGGUAUGGCAGGAACCAGAUUCAUACCCAUCAGAACCUAUCUUUGUUUCGCAGCCAGGUGCCUUAGAAGAGGAUGAUGGAGUGAUUCUGAGUGUGGUCAUUAGCCCCUGCGUGGGACCCAAGCCCGCCUACCUACUGGUACUGAAUGCAAAGGAUAUGAGUGAAAUGGCCAGGGCUGAAGUGGAGAUGAACAUUUCUGUUACCUUCCAUGGGAUGUUCAAAACAGCAUGACAGCUAUCACAAAUGCCUUUAUCAUAAUUUACAUUUUUAUCUUCAAAAAGGCAGUUUCUCCUUACAAACCUCAAAUACUAUUUUCCUUUAAUGCCGGGCUUUGAUUUGUAAAAUUUGCUUAUUAAGAAAUCACUUUUCUGCAUAUUUACUUAUGAUAUUUGCACAGACUUUUCCAGCUUUACACUUGGCAACAUUUUAAAAAGCGCAGCAGCAAUCAUUUGAAAAUUUAAAACAACAAAGAAGGGCUUUUAUAGAAUUAAACUUUGCGGCAGGGAACAGAAGGAAAGAUACCUGAAAGAGCACCAUUAGAACUCAAUAUAUAUUGCAGAUACAAUAAACAUCCAUGAAAUAA
Messenger RNA from Alligator mississippiensis (American alligator), 2020 nucleotides. RefSeq names its product retinoid isomerohydrolase RPE65 (gene RPE65). Gene Ontology annotation, biological process: zeaxanthin biosynthetic process; retinal metabolic process. Bases 67 to 1668 code for a protein of 533 amino acids. Gene Ontology annotation, molecular function: all-trans-retinyl-ester hydrolase, 11-cis retinol forming activity; beta-carotene 15,15'-dioxygenase activity; retinol isomerase activity. Lineage: Eukaryota; Metazoa; Chordata; Crocodylia; Alligatoridae. The record is from RefSeq and is a predicted model, not a curated record. The transcript has 14 exons.